CUCUCUCUCUCUCUCUCUCUCUCUCUCUCUCUUUCUCGCGCACACACAUACUCCUCCUAUCACUCCUCCCUCACUCGUAUGCUUUCUUCUUUUCUUGAUCCGCCUCAGUUUCUCAGUGUCUUGUGGAAAAGUGGCUGCAAAUCUGUCGCAUCCAUGGCGCUCCCGUUCCGCUCGCAGCAUCUCUAUUUCAUCCCGUUAGACUUGGACAUCAUAUAGGAGAUCUGGCCAAAACUUAUCGAUAACGACCUGCGCUGUCUUCCCGAUAUCCCGAUCUCUACCACUCCGAAACUUUUGUUGGUCUUCCCUCGAACACCGUGUUUCUCUGAAAACAUCCAUCUUCCUGAUGGACGGGGAUGUGUGUGUCCGGCUCCGGUGCGGAUCUACGCGGCCACAGCGGAGGAAAAGCACGGCGCGGAAGAGAAGGAGAUCAGAGCUGCUCGGAGUGAGGAUGUGUCUGAUCGGGCUGCUGCUCGCCGUGCUGUCGGGACUGACCAACUGGACUGGCAAUUCUGGUUACAUCAUGUCCAGCGUUUCAUCUGAGGUCAGUGAGACAUGGGAAAGUCGCAGGCUUCUGCAACACUUCACCAAUGAGAGUGAGCAGGAGGCUGUGAAGAACUGCACUCAACCAGCUAUACAUGAGUUCCCUGAGGACAUUUUUACCAAUCAAGAACGAAUGGAGGGAGCUGUGGCCCUGCACAUUAUUAGUGCCAUGUACAUGUUCUAUGCCCUGGCCCUUGUGUGUGAUGACUACUUUGUGCCAUCCCUGGAGAAGAUUUGUGAGCGCCUCCAUCUCAGCGAGGAUGUGGCUGGUGCAACGUUCAUGGCAGCUGGCAGCUCAGCACCCGAACUCUUCACCUCUGUCAUAGGAGUGUUUAUCACCAAGGGAGACGUGGGAGUAGGAACAAUCGUUGGUUCUGCAGUCUUCAACAUCCUGUGCAUCAUUGGAGUGUGUGGGAUCUUCGCUGGGCAGGCAGUGCGUCUCUCCUACUGGACUCUAAUGAGGGACUCCAUGUACUACACUGUGUCAGUGGCCACUCUGAUCGUGUUUAUCUAUGACGAAAAGGUUACCUGGUGGGAGUCACUUGUCCUGAUUUUGAUGUACCUGGUUUACAUUUUAAUAAUGAAGUGUAACUCAUAUGUGGUUCACUAUUUUGAGCGGAGGAAGAAGAAAGCUACAAACCUGGGAAAUGGUACAACGAGCACCACAGACCUCGAUGAUGGAUGUGAUGCUACAGCUGUGCUACUCAAAAAAGCAAAUUUCCACAGGAAGCCAUCGGUACUAAUGGUGGAUGAGUUGCUGUCUGCGUAUCCACACCAGCUCUCCUUCUCUGAAGCUGGCAUGAGGAUUAUGAUCACUAGUCAUUUUUCUCCUCGCACCCGUCUUACCAUGGCUUCCCGCAUGCUCAUCAUGGAGAGGCAGCGUCUCAUCAACGGUCAUUUCAGUAAUGGCGAUUCUGAGGUGAUAGUCAAAUUUCCUGUGAGGCGUGGAAUGGAGAACGGCAUUGUUGGUGUAGAGCGAGGCCUGAAUGCAUGGAGGAAUGGACAUCGUGAUGACGAAACACGAGGGGCAGAUCCUGGCACUGAUACAGAGAACGAGAAUGAGGAUAAUGAGAACAAUGAGAAUGAUGAAGAAGAGGAGGAGGAAGAUGAGAACGAAGGACCCUAUGUUCCUUUCCACUGCCCAGGGGGCUCGUGCAAUAAGGUGAAAUGGCUGUUGGCAUGGCCUCUGAGUCUGCUACUUUUCUUCACGGUGCCUAACUGUGCCUCUCCCCGCUGGGAGCGCUGGUUCAUGGUCACCUUCAUCACCUCCACACUCUGGAUUGCUGGCUUUUCUUACAUCAUGGUGUGGAUGGUGACAGUCAUCGGCUUCACUCUGGGCAUCCCAGAUGUCAUCAUGGGAAUUACGUUUUUGGCCGCAGGCACCAGUGUCCCUGACUGCAUGGCGAGCCUUAUAGUGGCACGGCAAGGCCUAGGUGACAUGGCUGUGUCAAACUCCAUUGGCAGUAAUGUCUUUGAUAUACUGGUUGGUCUGGGGCUGCCCUGGGCACUUAAGACUCUCGCUAUUGAGUAUGGCACAACAAUUGAACUCAACAGCAAAGGCCUAAUUUUCUCUGUUGGACUGCUCUUAGCAUCUGUGUUUCUCACGGUUCUGGGAGUGCAUCUGAAUAAGUGGACCCUGGAUAAACGUCUGGGCUUUGCGUGUCUGCUGAUGUAUGCUGUUUUCCUGUGUUUCUCCAUCCUUAUUGAAUUCAAUGUCUUCAUCUUUGUCAAUCUGCCCACUUGUCAUUGACACCACUCUUCUUGAUCACUACCCUCUUUCGGUCGGUUCCACGAGGACUUGUCAUUCCUUGUCUAAGGAAGCUCUGACCUGUCCUUUAUGAAAACUUUUCUUCUUGAUCAAGUAAAUCCUCCCUUUUUUCCACUUGUGAUGGAGCAUUUGGUCAGUGGCUUUGGCCGGUGGAAAAAGGAAAGGAGAGGAGCACAUGUGCAUGGUGGAGCUAAUCAAAGAUUCAGACAUCUUAGACAGGACCGGAAGAUGGACAAAGAUGACUACUGCCUGGUUUGAUGUGAAAACUAAAAGGUUUGAAAAUUUUAUAUGAAUAUUAAGAACUGAAUUGUUAUUGAAAUAUUAAGAAUUUUAUGUGUGUGUGUUUUAAUGACAUUUGUUUUAUUAGCUGCUAAACUGGCUAAGAAAGGUCGGACUGAAGACCAUGGCCAUGAUGUACUGAGUACUUAUGGAUACACAAAGGUUUAUGAUUUUGAAAGCUUUCUUAAGAGAUUACUUUAGAAGUAGCUAAAAGGUACUGGUGACCUCUUAUAUAUUCUUAUGGACAAUACUGAUGAGGUUGAUCAGGUGGCUGGAGAUUAUCAUGGGCAUUAAACCCAGAUUAGUUCAAAACUCCCUCACCAGCUCUGUCUGGCAGCCAGGGAUUAUAACCAUUGAGGAUAUUUUUUUUAAAAUAUAUAUGUAUAAAUAAGAGUAUGUUUACUUGUUGACUAGAUGACCAGAGUAGGACAGGUUGAAAGAUUGUUGUACAUGAACAUAUAAAGAUAUUUAUAGUUAACUAGGACAAGGACAUGUUUUCCCUUGAAGGUCAUGGGGAAGUAGCAUGUAAGUAUCGUUGGUAUAUGGUACAAUGAACUAUUUCGAUCAGGUUUUCAGUCGUCUUGCCAAAAGUAAACUAUUUAUGGUAAAAUUGAAAAUGAAAAUAUGUUGAUGCUGAUAUAAGAGAUGUGUAAAAAGAUGUUUACUAAUUAUUUGUUUUGUCAAUUGCUCUGUAUAUACGGAAGCAGAGAUUUGUCUAUUUAAUAAUUUAUUGAAAACUAUUUAUGCACAUUAAUUUCUUAAUUGUAGUCCGAAUGGAAUCCACAGCUGUCCCAAAGAAAAGACCAGUUUCAGCCACGCUUUGUCACUUUAACUUUGAAAGCUUUGUGUGUCACAUUAUUUUUAGUAUUAUUUUUUUAAAUGAAACUGUUUCAGCAUACCAAUGUGGCAUGAUCACCGCGAGGGGUCAACAGACAGUAUGUGCGUUUCAUUCAGUGCUUUAGGCCAGUCAAAAGAUGUCCACUCAGUGGGCCAGCCAUGCAAACCCAUGUAGCUGAUUAACAGGAACACAUCCUGGUAAAAUGAAGCUAUUAUCUUAAUUAGUAGUAUUUCAGCAAAAAAAAAAAAGAUUUUAUGCAGAAAAAAACAACACUCUGGUCUUGUAGAUAUUUCAGUGUAGAUUGGGUUCAGAGCAUGAAUCCGAAAACAUCAUAUAGAAAUGGCUGAAAGCUUGCGUGUUUGGACUGCGUUCACGCAAGCUAAUUGGAUCGUCUAGUUUGGAGAUAUCACUUGAAGAUGAAAAAAAAAUAUCAUUACCAUGGAUCUGCCUGAGAACUGUGAACAGUAGUACAGCAUCCUGUAAAUACAUAUGCUGUAUCUUAUCAGAGGGCUUUAUCGACUUUAGAUAGCUGCCCAAAAUCCAGCUACAGUAACACAACCCAAGUCACUCUGUCACAAGGCACAUUAUCUGAAUAUACAUAUAUUUAUGCACUGAGCAAUUUACAUGGUCUUACUGUUCCUGACUGAACAGUAGAAUUUAGCUAAUAUAACCGUAUUGUAAAAUGCUGUAAAAUCAGCAAAGUAUUUUUAUCACAAAGAAACUGUUUGUACUUUAUAAUGCAAAGUGUUUCAAAAUGAUAUCUGCUUUCAAAUUUAGGAUGUGCAUCGACUUAUUUGAUAUGUACAUAGUGUAGCUCAUAAAGCUAAAUUUCGAUUGUACACUGUUCAUUUCUAAGAGUGUUUCUAGCUACAGUUUCUACCAUGUCCUUUUCCUUUUGUUACUUAUGGUACAAAAUACAGAAAAUACCAUUCUUAGAUUUGCCAUAUUGAUAAAUGUGUUGGUGUAUUAAUUUGUAAGAGUGUGAUUCCCAAAAUUGCAUCGGCAGUAUUAGCAAUAGGUCUGAUCAAUGUGUCAUCUGUACUUAAUGAAAUCCUUGGCUUAUUCCAGAUAGAAUGUAUAGUAUGGAACUGUUUGGGGUUUUUUUUUUGUGUGUGUGUGUGUGUUUUUAUUUUAUUUUUAUUUAUUUUUUUUUUUUGGACUAUAAGGGUUGUUCAGUAUUAGUUAGCUAGUUGAUUUGUGGUUUUGUUGAAGAGGUUUACUUAAGACUUGAAGGCAAACAGGGUUUAAAUUUAGAGAUCCGGUUAAUUUAUAACGCAAUAAUAAUUAUUAAUGUGUAAAUACAGUGUUUUCUCUUAUUUGUCCUGAAAUUAAUACACUUUACCAACUUUAUAGUUUAGCUACAUAUUUCAGUAAAGCUAAAUAUUUAGAUGCCGUUUGUACUUUUUUUAAACAUCAACAGAAGUAGCUUUGGCAUUCAGAAUGAACACUCAGCUAUCACUGAAUUUCUGUCAUGUUACAACCUUUAAAAUGCCAGUUACACAUUUUACUUACGUUCUCUAAGAGUUAUUAUUCUGUCAGAGACAGGCUACUACACUGAUACAGUUCUCAUGAGCUGUGCUUAAAGGCCAGUGCCAGUUAAUCAUUUUAGUAAUGUACUUUGCUGCUGUUCCUUUAUAUACACAACAAAUGAUCACACUGAUUAAAGCAAGGACAAGCACAACUUAUUAUACCAUACUUAAGAAUAACAUUUUCCCUGCAUAUCUCCUAACCCGAUGCUCAUCUGCUGGAGUUUUUUUUAGUAAGACGAGAGCAUUUCCGUACACACAAAUGUGAUUCUUACCUGGUGGAGCAUUGCUGAUGUACAUAUAUAUACAUAUAUGAAAUGUAUUUAUAUUUUCUGUUCUUACCUGUAUAUCUGUUAACUAUAUUUUCAUAGAUACUGUGUAAUGUUUGGGUCUUCAUUUGUGUUUUGAGUAAAAUGCCCUUUGGUUUGCUAGUUCGCAUGAAGAUAUUUUAACAUAAGAAAUGACUUCUGUUUAUUAUUAUCUAACAGUGAGCACUGAAGAAAAGCAGCUGUGGAAUUAGACCUCUUAGAUAACUGCAUGUUUUUCAGGGGAAUACUGCUGGAUCUUUCGGCUCUUUAAUGAUGGUACCAGUCACAGUCCAAAUCAAUGGUUUACUAUACAUUUGAGACGACAUGAGAAAGAAUUGUUUGCUUUAUGUACUAAAGUAUUUUGUUCAGGUGAUUGAAGUGUAUAUCAGAGUACAUUUUUGCUACUCCAACUUAAAUAAAAAUGAUCUUUGCUAAG
Hemibagrus wyckioides is the source of this 5695-nucleotide messenger RNA. RefSeq names its product solute carrier family 24 member 3 (gene slc24a3). Gene Ontology annotation, molecular function: calcium, potassium:sodium antiporter activity; calcium channel activity. The transcript is spliced from 17 exons. Lineage: Eukaryota; Metazoa; Chordata; Actinopteri; Siluriformes; Bagridae. Bases 344 to 2290 code for a protein of 648 amino acids. Gene Ontology annotation, cellular component: membrane. The record is from RefSeq and is a predicted model, not a curated record. Gene Ontology annotation, biological process: calcium ion transmembrane transport; intracellular calcium ion homeostasis.